This is a messenger RNA of Vicia faba (fava bean), 405 nucleotides long. The record is from the annotation of a GenBank genome assembly. Lineage: Eukaryota; Viridiplantae; Streptophyta; Magnoliopsida; Fabales; Fabaceae.
AUGUCGGUGGCGACUCUUGCUUACCGCGACAUUUUGCAAAAACAAACGCAAAACACAAACCAGCAUUUCCAAAACAGUCAGUUCUUCCACCGUAUCACAGCAUCUUUAAGCCCAUCCUCCGUCAUCAAUCUCCAAAUGGAAUCUAUAAGCCCAUUCUCGACAUCACAAGACAAGUACCACCUCAUGCGAGUGCAAAUUUCUGGGCACUCUAGUGUUCAAUCAUCUACCACCUUCAGAUCACGAAAGGCAAGAAAGCCUAUCUAUAUCCUCAGGUUUAAGAAGAUUGAACAGGGGGAACCUGUUGUACCCCAAAAUUUCCCCUCCCAUAUUUCUCAAUACAUUUCAAGUGGGGUCCUCAAAUUGCUCAAGAAAGUCCAAGGGUUGACCAGACAAACCCCCUCCUAA